GCUCUCCACUUAUUGCAUUGCUGGCAACGGGUUUUCCGCUUCACAACUCGAAGAAAAAUAUACAAUGAACUACGACUAUCCACAUGUCAAUGAUUCCGAGAUAACCGACACCCUGGAGGACACUUCCGGAUCCGAUAAACCGCGCAUUUUACUCAUGGGUUUGCAAAGGAGCGGCAAGUCGAGUAUUCAACGAGUCGUGUUUGGAAAAAUGCCACCCAACGAUACCCUUUAUCUUGAAAGCACAACCAAAAUCCAGAAAGAAGAUAUCACUCGAUCAUUUAUCGAUUUUCAGAUAUGGGACUUUCCCGGCCAAGUCAAUUUUUUCGACAUGGCCUAUGAUUCGCAAGAGAUAUUUGGAGCAGUGGGAGCGCUGAUAUUCGUGAUUGAUGCACAGGAUGAUUAUAGCGAGGCUUUGCAUCGGUUAUUUUUCACUGUAACCAGUGCUUAUCGUGUCAACCAAAACAUCAGCUUCGAAGUGCUGAUCCAUAAAGUGGAUGGAUUAUCGGACGAUUACAAAAUUGAUACACAACGCGAUGUUCAACAGCGGAUGAGUGAUAUGCUAGCAGAUGCACAACUGGAGCAUAUACAUCUAUCGUACUACCUUACCAGCAUUUAUGACCAUUCAAUCUACGAAGCCUUUAGUAAAAUCAUCCAAAAGUUGAUCCGAGAGCUACCCACUUUGGAAAAUCUACUCAAUGUGUUAUGUCAGAACUCGGGUAUUGAUAAGGCAUAUCUUUUUGACACAUUAACAAAGAUCUACAUUGCUACGGACAGUUCUCCGGUGGAUAUGCAAUCCUAUGAACUGUGCAGUGAUAUGAUUGACGUCAUUAUCGACAUUGAAUGUAUAUAUGGAGCACAAGUGCCUAGUCCAAACGGUCGAUCAUCAAUCAGUGACGAAGAGGACGAAUACGGCGAAAGUCAUCAUGUCAACGGCAACGGUAACGGCACAAGACUCCUACGAGAUCCAUACAAUGGAUCUGGCAACAACAACAUCGUCAAUGACGACGAUGAAGGUGAUGGAGGAGGAGGAGGAGGUGACGGCGAUGACGGCGAUGACGAGAGUCAGGAGCAAUCGUUGAGAAGGGCAGAUGGAGUUGGACUGCAAAAUGAAGCAGAGGCAUCAAGUCUGAUCAAAUUGGAUAAUGGUGAUGUACUGUAUAUGCGAGAAGUUAACAGAUUACUGGUCCUUAUCUGUCUACUGCGGCAUGAUAAUUUUGAGAAGCACGGAUUGAUCGACUACAACUUUCAAUGCUUCAAGGAAGCAGUAACGGAAGUAUUUGAGUUUUCGCAGAAACGAAAUAGCCAACAACAAGAGCAGCAGCAGCAGCAACAAAUGACUCAUUUGGCGCAGCAACAAAGUAACAGUGAAUGAACCGUAAAAUUACACCAAGUAUAUCUUCUACCAUUGUCAAAAAAAAAUUAUAAAUAAAAGAGACGCUCUUCUCCUCUUUCUCUCUCUCUCUUCCUUUCUCUUCACCCACCUCCCCAAAUUUCUGCUUACAAGUCAACAAGAUGACUAUCACAAAACUCGAAAACCAGUUGCCUGAACGGCUACCAAAAAUGGUCGUCUUUGAUCUGGACUACACUAUUUGGGAGACCUGGUAAGGAAGGGGACGGCGAAUCCUUAUUUUGAAAUUUAUCUGU
Messenger RNA from Zychaea mexicana, 1644 nucleotides. RefSeq names its product Gtr1/RagA G protein conserved region-domain-containing protein. Gene Ontology annotation, biological process: regulation of autophagy; positive regulation of TOR signaling; cellular response to starvation. The coding region runs from base 65 to 1372 and encodes 435 amino acids. The transcript has 10 exons. The record is from RefSeq and is a predicted model, not a curated record. Lineage: Eukaryota; Fungi; Mucoromycota; Mucoromycetes; Mucorales; Lichtheimiaceae. Gene Ontology annotation, molecular function: GTPase activity; GTP binding. Gene Ontology annotation, cellular component: nucleus; Gtr1-Gtr2 GTPase complex; fungal-type vacuole membrane.